Molecule: messenger RNA, 2125 nt
Organism: Pollicipes pollicipes
Lineage: Eukaryota; Metazoa; Arthropoda; Thecostraca; Pollicipedomorpha; Pollicipedidae
Product: paired mesoderm homeobox protein 2A
Exons: 4
Coding region: 181-1140 (319 amino acids)
Biological process (GO): regulation of transcription by RNA polymerase II
Molecular function (GO): DNA-binding transcription factor activity, RNA polymerase II-specific; RNA polymerase II transcription regulatory region sequence-specific DNA binding
Source: RefSeq, a predicted model, not a curated record
CGGCCGCACUGGUGUUAUAUGCUCAUAAUUUGAUAUAGCUUGUGAUUGAAUUAGAACUAUCUUACCGGUGCCUUCCGCGGUGUUCGCAACCAAACAAGAUUACUGCAAGCAGGCCGCGGCAUUGAAUUUGUGCGUGACCCAGCCUGGGAGCGGCCCGAAGCAGCCGGUCAGGUCGCCGCCAUGGACUACGCGUACCUGAACCAGGGCGGCUUUGACCCAAACAGCUCGCUGUCAUCUAUGGACCCGUCCGGCCUGCCCAACAUGACCUACUCGUACAGCGAGCUGGCCUCCUGCAACCAGAUGAGUCAAGCGUACCGGUACUCGGCGGCGGCGGCGGCGGCCAGCAUGCGGCCCUACACGCCGGCCAUGGCGGCGCCGUCGCCGUGCGGGGUCAUGGCGAGGCCGCAGGAGCAUCACCGGCCACCCUUCCAUCACGGCAUGAACCUGCAGGGACUGCCCUACAAGAUGUACAGCGCCCACGACACCAUGCUGACGGAGAAGCGGAAGCAGCGGCGCAUCCGCACCACUUUCACGUCGGCGCAGCUGAAGGAGCUGGAGAAGGCCUUUCAGGAGACUCACUACCCAGACAUCUACACCCGUGAAGAGAUCGCCAUGAAGAUCGACCUCACGGAGGCCAGGGUCCAGGUGUGGUUUCAAAACCGGCGGGCAAAGUUCCGGAAACAGGAACGCAUGAACCAGCAGAAACAGGCGGUCAACAACAACAACACGGGAGACGCGGGCGCAGGCGGCCAGGCGAACAAAACGGAUGGCAAGCCACCGACUGGACAGAGCAAGGACACGAAACCGACUCCGCCCGGUCAGGAGCUGGACUCCAAACCACACCCUCCAGUUUCGUCCCCGGAUGUCAACAAGUGGGCCCCUGUGGCGGGCAGCUCCAACAGUCCAUCCCCGCACCAGGUGGCGCCUCCGCCACCACCGCCUCCGCCGCCUCCGCCGCCGCCGCCGCCCCGGUCUGGCCAGAACACGCCGCCGCCACUCAGCACCGCCAGUCACGUGUACGGCCCGCCGCCGCCGCAGAGUGCCCUGCCCGGCGGACCCUUCUCCAGCCUGCUGAACUCGGCCGCGCCCUACCUGCUGGGCGGCGAGACGCGGGCACUGACCCACCACCACCUGUUCUGAGCGGCGAGGCUGGGAUCGGCCCGUCACCGUCUCCUCUGAUUAGCGGGACUGCGAACUGAACUACCAUCUUUUCUUCUGAGCGACUGUCUGUUCCGAGCGACGAAAACAGGUAACUGACCCACCACCGUCUCUUCUGAGCAGCGAGAGCCGAAGACUGACCCACCAUCGUCUCUUCUGUGCGUCCCUCUCUUCUGAGCGACGAGACCUGGGCACUGACCCACUACCGUCUCUUCUGAGCGGCGAGACGCCUAAGGCCGUUGGGGAACCCGCAGUCAUGCACCGGCGGUCAACUGGCGGGAAGCCGGUCUAGAGCGAGACCCGUCGAAUGCGGGAACCAUCGCUGGUCAUGUACGGACCGCUGGAAGGCUCCGAAUGGGGUCGGCAGAGACAUCUAGCGGGCGGGAGCGCCGUCCGUGCCACGGCGCCCUCUGUGUUCUCGAUCUCGGGGAGGAGAAAGGUGGCGCGCCUGGCGGAAUAGGACGCGUACAGAGGCGUGCGCGUGGUGGACGACGAAGCCACGCAACGCGGGAUGACAUCAGGGAUCCGAGAGUCACCUGCCAUGAAACGCCGUCAGCCGCCCUAGCGCUGUUCCAGGCGUUUCCAAGCUCCACAUGUCCGAGUGUGAGCCAGUUGUCAUCGAGUAUGCUGCUGAGUUUGAGUGAGGUGGUCGUUGCCGGCGUGACGCAGGGCGUGCUGCGUCGCGGCGGGUCGUUACUCGUGUGACAUGACCCAUAUUUUCGGGAUCAUAUCACUUAAUGUGUGUCCAAACCGUCUUAAUUUGUUGUGGGCCUUGUUUCCUGUGUCGUGUGACACGCUCGUUUGACCGUGUCAUUCGACACUCCCACCCAUGCCGGUGUCGCAUGCCUGACGCAUGAACGAUAUCGUGACGCAAAUAUGAGACUUUCCGUGUCGUGUCACUGAAGGUGCGCUCGUGUCGCGCCGCACACGCAUCGAUUGCGCAUCGACUGCACGAUGCCCACGCCGA